ACCGAUAGCGGAAGUAGCCAUAUAGCUCGCGACUGCUAAACGUAGCGAACGUCGAUGCGAAGGUUCGACGCUAGCCUCACAAAGUUGUCAAUGUGAGGAAUCUACAGUCGAAGAGAUGGAUACAGCAGUCAUAUUUGUUUUCAUGACGGUUACCUUCCUGACCUCGCAGAUAAACUGCCAAGAGGCUAUCCUGCACAUUUCAAGCGCAAGCACAGAACAGGAAUUUUGCAUCCUUUACAAUCACUCAUGGACCCCCCUCCCGGAAAGCCUUGAUGCUACCGUGCCAUACCCAGUAGUGAACUUGACAUCCACAAUGCUGUGCGAUCCCUCAGGUGUCAGUCCAGAGGUGGUGAAGGGGAACGCGGUGGUGGUGAUGAGGGGGGACUGUACUUUCAGUCAAAAGGCUCUGGUUGCUCAGUCCCUCGGUGCCACAACAUUGCUCAUUGCAUCCAACAUAACCCUGAUCCCUCCAUCAGCCAAUGGCUCAGAGUACUCAAAGGUCCAAAUUCCUCUGGCCCUCAUGAGGUACAGGGACUUCGUGGAAGCUCAACGGGUUUUCGGUGAUGAGAUGCAGGCAAGGCUUUAUGCGCCGCCCUCCUCUUGGAUCGACGGCAGCAUCGGCGUCAUGCUGUUGAUCUCCAUUGUUACCGUUGCCUUAGGUGGCUACUGGAGCGGAGCCUGUGAGAGAGAGCGUUUGAAUUCGGGUGCAGGAGGAGCAAACGGAGACAACAAAGCAGAGAGCGGAGAUAUUGCCCUCUACUCUCCUUGCAAAGUGGUUAUUUUCGUCGGCCUCAUGUUUGGCAUGCUCUUCCUCAUGUAUUACUUCUACAAUAUUCUAAUUUAUGUCAUGAUCGCCAUAUUCUGCAUUGCGUCUGCCACCGCGCUCUUCAGUUGCAUUGAUGCGGUGUUGGAGAAAUUGGGCUGCGCCCACGGAAACUUCACCGUUCUCAAUGCCAACUUUUCAUUGAGAUCCCUCAUUUUGGCCUCUGUGUGCAUAUGCAUCUCUGUGGUCUGGGCUGUCUACAGGAAUGAAGACAGGUGGAUCUGGAUCUUGCAGGAUCUUCUGGGCGUUGCUUUCUGCCUCAACUUCAUAAGGACCAUCUCGCUCUCCAGUUUCAAGAUCUGCGUGAUUCUCCUGACCCUUCUGCUUGUUUAUGACGUCUUCUUUGUUUUUAUCACACCUUUCUUCACCAAGGAUGGCGUAAGCAUCAUGGUGCAGGUGGCUUUGGGCCCGGGUGCAUCAGAGGAGAAGAGACGAGGUAACGUUGUGGAGGUGCCAGCUGAACCCGAGACUCCUACUGAGACACUUCCUGUCGUGAUGCGUGUCCCGUGGUUCUCAGCCUGGGCUCAGAACUUGUGUGGGAUGCAGUUUUCCAUUUUGGGUUAUGGAGAUAUCAUUGUGCCAGGUCUUUUGGUGGCUUAUUGCAGCAGGUUUGAUGUUUGGAUCAACAGCACCAAGAAGAUCUACUUCUUCAGCUGCUGUAUAGCCUAUCUGCUGGGAAUGAUAACAACGUUUGCUGUGAUGUUGCUGUCGAGGAUGGGCCAGCCGGCUUUGCUCUACCUGGUGCCCUUCACCCUGAUAACCUCUGUGACAGUGGCGGCCUGCAGGGGUGAAAUCAGGCAGUUCUGGAACGGGACCUCCUAUGAGGUGUUGGAUUCCUCACAAGAACCUUUGUUGUCAGAGGCAAGAAGUGACCACCCAAUAGAAGCAGAACCCUGCUGACCUCCAAGUCAACUGUUGGAAUUUCUUAUUUGUAUAUUUUACUAUGAAAUUGACAAAGCAAGGGACAGUGAUGUAUCAAUACAUUCUUAGAUCAAUAUGGAUUAAUUUUGACUGCUUUGCAGAGCACAUUAUGUGUGGGAGUUUUUUGUAGCGUUGGAAAGGCUUUUUUCAGUGCCUCUUUUAUGAUUUAAGGAAGAAAAAAAUAAUCUGUCACAUCUUUGCCUACACAUCCUGCCUUGGAAAUGAUUGAACACAUAAUAAUAGAAAGCACUUUACAAGAAUUAUGAGUGUAGGCUGGGAGAACCAAGAAAAAAAAAACAGCCACAAGUUCCUUUUUGAUAACUUUGGAUUUCUGUGUUCGGCCUGGUUCACAUGAUAAGGAUAAUUAGCCCCUUU
Molecule: messenger RNA, 2119 nt
Organism: Hippocampus comes (tiger tail seahorse)
Lineage: Eukaryota; Metazoa; Chordata; Actinopteri; Syngnathiformes; Syngnathidae
Gene: sppl2a
Product: signal peptide peptidase like 2A
Exons: 17
Coding region: 116-1723 (535 amino acids)
Biological process (GO): membrane protein proteolysis
Cellular component (GO): lumenal side of endoplasmic reticulum membrane; Golgi-associated vesicle membrane; lysosomal membrane
Molecular function (GO): aspartic endopeptidase activity, intramembrane cleaving
Source: RefSeq, a predicted model, not a curated record